Messenger RNA from Leptosomus discolor (cuckoo roller), 190 nucleotides. NCBI's taxonomy places the organism in Eukaryota, Metazoa, Chordata, Aves, Leptosomiformes, Leptosomidae. The record is from RefSeq and is a predicted model, not a curated record.
AGAUAGUAGAAUUUCAAAAAAUCGUGGGUAGCUUAAUUGAACUUGUUGAUCAACUGGCAAAAGCUGCUGAAAGUGAGAAGAUGAAGGCCAUCGGCGCACGAAAUCUGCUGAAGUCUAUAGCGAAGCAAAGAGAAGCUCAGGAACAGCAGCUGCAGGCGCUAAUCGCUGAGAAGAAGAUGCAGCUGGAAAG